Molecule: messenger RNA, 4785 nt
Organism: Penicillium verrucosum
Lineage: Eukaryota; Fungi; Ascomycota; Eurotiomycetes; Eurotiales; Aspergillaceae
Exons: 2
Coding region: 1-4785 (1594 amino acids)
Biological process (GO): mitotic cell cycle
Source: RefSeq, a predicted model, not a curated record
AUGGCGCGCGCUGCAGUAAUCCCACAAUCCCCUGCGAAACGGGUGGCACGAACCUCGACUAAGUCCACAGCCGCUGCCGAUGCAAAGAAGAAAGCCCCUCGAAGAGCAGCACCGGCACCACGGACUGCGACCCCGGCUCUCGAUGCUGAGUCUGAUGAUGAGCUUGGGUUUAUCACAAGCAAACCCACGAAACCCACCGCACGUCCUCCUGGUCGCCCAACCGUCAAACCAAAAGUGACUCCAACUGUGACUGCGCGAGGAAGGAAGGCUUCCGAGUCUCUUGCCGACAAGCCAAAACCCCAAAAUAACGCCGCCGAAAAUCAGCUAAGGCAACAAACUGAGGCACCAAAGAAGCGUGUCGGAAGACCGAGAAAAAGCCCCUUGCCCACAGAAGCUGCUGAAACCAAGCCCGAGGCUGCACCGAAAACCAGGGGACGACCAAGGUCGGCAACAGCAGCGAAGGCCCCUCCGGCCCAAACGGUAGCUACGAGCAGGCGGACACGUGCGGCAAUUGACACAGCGAAUGAUACCAAAUCGAACCAAAUUAAGAUAGCGACAAACUCGACAACUAUGCGCUCGAACCUUUUACGUGGACCUGCCAAAAAGAAGACAGUGAAAUUCCAGGAUGUCUCAGAUUCCGAAGCUGAGGAGCCCGAGGUUCCAGCUGCCGGCCGUCGACGAGUAGCGACCAAGGGCACGGACGAUGGCAAGGCUGGCCUCAGAGCGACCCCAGUCCGCAAGCCCGUGACAACCGGCACUCGCGGAAGGAAGCCAGCUGCAGCCAAGAAAGAAACGACCAAACCAUUAUCUCCCAAGAAGGCCAAGCAGGUGGCCAGAUCUCUAUCAGCAUAUGCAAGCUCCGACGGAGAAGAUGAUGAAUUGAACACCAUCAAGGACGACACCAAGGAUCCGGUCAGACUUGUUGUACAUUCGCCAGUCAAGCAUAGCUUGGAGACCACUGGACUGAGCUCUCCUGUACGAAGGAUCAACUUUACCCCCAAGAAGGCGUCCAGCUUCAUGGACGAGAAUGGCGAACCGAAACUACCAACCCCCAAACACGGAUCAGACGGCGUCGGACUUAGCUCCCCAGUCAGGAAAAUCAACUUUACGCCGAACCGAAGCCAGAACACAGUCGCAGAUAAUGGUCACCUCGCUCUUCCACCUGGCAAUUCAGUCAUUUUUAGUGAUUCUAUGAUCAUGUCUAGCCCCGCGAGACGACCAGCACCAUCAUCUCCCUUCCAAUUUUCCAUGAGAGAGACCCCGAAUCGUGGAGGCUCCCUCUUCGGUGGUAGUGUGAAUCCGAUUUCGGCGCCUGAUUUCACACCGGGACGCACUUCUCCAUUGAAGAUGUCACCCAAGAAGGGUUAUUUGGGUGCUUCUUUCUCGCAAUCACCAUCCAAGGAUUCUGCAUCAGCAGCACCUGCUCGAACACCCUUGUUCCAAAGCCCCGCAAAGAGAAUAGCUUCUCCAUUCAAAAACUCGAUCUUCUCUGCUCAUGCAUCUGUGGCCCCCUCUAACCCCAUCGACAAUGAUGGAACCCCUUCUAAGACAGUCGAAUUUUCACAGUCCACCACCCCAGGAUCCUCGCCAAGGGAUGGCCUGCCUGACCAGGCGGCAUUUGAAAAAGACACUGAAAUGGUCGAGGAUGUGGCUCGAGACAUUUUUGGCAUUGAGUUAUCUUCUGAUGGAAAGGCAUCAUCGGUUUCUCCUAUCCAGGAGGGUAUUGCCACCCCGGAAGUUGCCCGAGACCCAUUCAAUGAUGAAAACACCGACUCUCUAUCCGCGGAGGUGGAGGUGGAGGGAGAUUCAGACUUGGAAGAGGAUGAAAGUGAAUAUCCUCAAGAUCAACUCCAGUCCGAGUACGAAGAGCCUGAAACGAUCUGCUUCGAUGCUAUGGAAGAGGCCAACAUGGCAGCGGAGAACCUUUAUGAUGAGGAGCCCGAGGAAGACUCAGCCCCCGGAGCCAGCGAACAAGUUGAAGACCAGGUUCAAUUCGACCGCGAAGAAGCCGAUACGAUUUGCUUUGACGCCAUGGAAGAUGCCCAAUUGACAGCCCAUGAUCUACAUAACCAACAAGUUCAGGAAGCGUCAGACCUAGAAGAAAGUGAAUUUGAGUACGAGGAACUGGACACAGUUUGCUUCGACACUAUGGAAGACGCUCAAUUUGCAGCGGAUGAUCUUCAUGAUCAACAAGUCCAGGAAGUCCCAGAGCUAGAAGAGGAUGAAGAUCUCCAUGACGAGAGCGAGUUUGAAUACGAAGAAGCCGAUACGGUUUGCUUCGACGCUAUGGAAGAUGCCCAAUUGGCACCUCAUGAUCUACAUGACCAACAAGUUCAGGAAGCGUCAGGCCUAGAAGAAAGUGAAUUUGAGUACGAGGAACUGGACACAGUUUGCUUCGACACUAUGGAAGACGCUCAAUUCGGAGCGGAUGAUCUUCAUGAUCAACAAGUCCAGCAAGUCUCAGAGCUAGAAGAGGACGAAGAUCUCCAUGACGAGAGCGAGUUUGAAUACGAAGAAGCCGAUACGGUUUGCUUCGACACUAUGGAAGAUGCACAACGCGCAGAGAAUGACCUGUAUGACGAACAAGGUCAGGCGGCAGGCUCAGACAUGGAGGACACCGAUUCUCCCGAAGAUGAGCUGGCGGUACUGGAGCGGGAGAUCGAGGAAGAGUCCCAAGAUGUACAAGAGGCCACUCAACAAGCCGAGGAAGAGGGACAAGUUAUGAGCGAGCAGAGCGACAUGGAAGACACAGAGUCUAUCCUGGAGUUUGCAACAAUGUCGCCGAAGCCUGCUUCGCUAUAUGAGAACAACCAUGCCGAGGAUAUUGCAACCCCGGUCCAAAGGACGCAAUCCAUUGCUUUACCACAAUCAAGUCCCACGGGCGGUGAAUCUACUCCAUUGGCCUUGAAUUGCCCAGCCAACUCAGAGAAUGAUCUUGACUCCACCCUCGAUGCCAAGAAUGCCAAUAAUGUCAUCAUUGACGCGCCCCUGCAUGAAGAAAAUAGUUGGACGCCAAACACCCAGGUUGAUAGCCCUGCGUCAAUGGCACCCAGUCUCUUUAACACACCAAGCGUUAUUGACCAGUAUCAAUCCCCUGCUGAGGGUAGCUUAGGUUUGACGCCAUUGGCACAAAAGUUUGGCCGUUGGGAACAAAAUACCCCUUCCCAAGCUAGAUCACUCCGACCGCGUCGCCGUGGAGUUUUCUCGUUAGUAGGCCCCUUGGACCGUACCAACACGGAAACUCCGACAAAGCCUGAGAGUGUGUCAUAUCCCAAUUUGCCAAAGAGUCCUUUGGCAAAUACUCCCUCUUUGUUUGCUCAAUUGCCCCUUCAGCCUCAAAGUGCUUGCAUAAGCCCUGGGUAUGAACAGAAUCCACGGCCAUCUUCCAUCUAUGAAGAUCACCAAAUAAUUGAAUCGCCAAAGAAAAGCACGGAUAUCUUCGAGGAUCCUGACUCAGAAACUAUUGAACUAGAGCACAGUUCUACCGCCGAAGUCCCGCAAGACCAGGGCCAAGAGUCCCAUCUACUCGAUGACAAAGAGAACUGCGGUCCAAUUCUUCCAUCAACCCCAAUGAAGGCCCAAUUCCAACCUGACGAUUUACACACCAUUCACACGGUGUCAAAGGUGCCUUUGAAAGCCGAAGGCGACGUGUCACCUCUCAAGCUGUCCCGUAAGAGAGGUCUGUCCCUCUCGAGCACAUCUCCCACUCGAUCUUCUCCGCGUGUUCGCAAGCCAACCUUUAUGGCUCUCAAUGACACUGCACCGAUUCUGUCUCCGUCUCGGAAAUCUCCACGGGUGAGUAGAAGUCCAACACCAAAACGCCGUUCUAUCACGGGUAGACGCAGCAGUGUCAAAGCACCAAUGAUGGCUGCGCCCGGUACUCCCGUCGCAACCGCCAGUCCUGCCAAGAAGGCACGUCGUAGCAUCAGCACUGAGCAGAAGGCUCUGCAUGGGGCAGUUGUGCAUGUGGAUGUUCAUACCACCGAGGGUGAGGAUGCCUCUGGUAUAUUCGUGGAACUUUUGCAGCAAAUGGGCGCCCGAUGUGUGAAGUCCUGGUCUUGGAAUCCUCAUUCCAGUCUCUCGCCGGUUGAUGGUGCAGAGCCCAAGGACCUGAGAGUUGGCAUCACCCAUGUUGUGUACAAGGAUGGUGGCCUGCGGACUAUGGAGAAAGUCAAGAAGGCAGCAGGUCUUGUCAAGUGUGUUGGAGUCGGUUGGGUCCUUGAUUGUGAACGGGAAAACCAAUGGCUCGAUGAAACUCCGUAUGCGGUUGACAGCUCUAUCAUUCCCCGCGGAGGCGCCAAGCGCCGCAAGAGUAUGGAGCCUCGUGCACUGAGCAAUGUCAACGGAACGCUCGUUCGCAUUUCUGAAUCCCCCGCGCCAUCUGCUGGCGGACGUCGCAGUGGUGUCAAUGCAGGUGCCGUUGAGGGUUUCCGCAAGAUCACACCUCCGACCCACCAGCCGAUGCCGUCUACGCCCCCACAGCAAUCUUCUGCUGAUAGCUACCAAUUCCCUGCUACCCCAGGAUACAACUUUGCCAACCUUGAUGCCAUUGGCAUGUCGCCCGCUACACCCGGAUUCCUUGGAAAUCGCUCCAAGCUUGUCCAGCAAUCUUGCCCGCCAAAGCAGAGCAACCGAGGUCUCUUCCCGAGUGCUAAGCCUGCGAGCAUUAUGCUCGAGGAGGGACAAGACGAGGAAUCUAGGAGACAGCGCCGAUUCCGCAUGGAGGCUGCCAGGCGCAAGAGUCUUGUUUACAAGCCUGCUGUCGCUAGCCCUCUUGUUCCUUGA